UAAGUCAAUGCACAGAGGAAGAUAAGCGGAAUCACUAGCAGUGUCUGGGUGAGAUAGUGAAAGCGUCGUCCCCGGGGCUCGGUGAGGCUGGAAAGGCGACUACUGGUGGACAGCUUUCUCCAUGUACCCGCGGAGGUCGCAGAGAAGAAACUCGCCACUUCGUGCUGUGCCCCACAGCCUCAAUGUAGCUUCGUUCCAGUCUGUAGAGCUGCGCCUAUUGUAAAUGAGCGAAGACCUGGAAAUUAUGAGCGAAAACAUCUGGGUGCGGCACACUUUAGAGGAAAAGGUUUCGCUGUGCCGGAGGUGGUUCGCAGUUUUGCCUUUUGUAUUUCCUUGCUGAAUGUAGUGGACAUUUUGGAUUUUUUUAAUGUUGUGUCAUUAAUUUUCAUCAGUUAAGGACCAUUUUUGCUCUUGUCUUCGUCGUCGGUCAGUCUGGCUGUGCCACAAGGCAAUAUUUUUAUGUCUCAAAACUGAGAGGGACAACGUUAAACUUGAGGGCGGCUCGCUGAGGAGAAUGUACGCACUGGGCCAGCUUCGAGUUGCUCUCUAAGUAAGGCAAUACUAGCUAGCUGCUAACACUAGCCAGACCCAAUUGAACUGCCGUGAAGCAAACCAGUGAAACCAGCUAAUGCCCACUUCUCAAGGUGUUUGUUGGGUAGUAUCAGCCUGCACAUAAGCUGGAUAUCAUUAAAUGAGACGCUGACCCGACAGUAACUCAGUGCCUCAGGAUGUCCAAGCGGAGCCUGUUUGUUCGUCUGGUACCAUGCCGCUGCUUGCGGGGCGAGGAGGAGAUCGUAACAUCGCUGGACUACUCCCACUGCAGCCUGGAGACUGUUCCUAAGGAGAUCUUUAACUUCGAGAAGACCCUGCAAGAACUCUACCUCGAUGCCAACCAGAUCGAGGAGCUGCCUAAACAACUGUUUAACUGCCAGUUACUCAACCGACUGAGCAUGCCAGAUAACGACCUGACAGUGUUGCCAGCAGCGAUCGCAAACCUCAUCAAUCUCAGGGAGCUUGAUGUCAGCAAAAACAGCAUCCAGGACUUUCCAGAGAACAUCAAGAACUGCAAAGGCCUAGCAAUCGUAGAAGCCAGCGUGAAUCCCAUAUCCAAGCUCCCUGAAGGCUUCACUCAGCUUCUGAGUCUGACGCAGCUCUACCUGAACGAUGCCUUUCUGGAGUUCCUACCAGCCAGCUUCGGCAGGUUGACUAAGCUACAAAUCCUGGAGCUGAGGGAGAAUCAGUUAAAGAUGUUGCCAAAAAGCAUGCAGAAGCUCACACAGCUGGAGAGGUUGGACCUGGGGAGUAAUGAGUUCACUGAAGUGCCUGAGGUGGUGGAGUGGCUGACUGGACUCAAGGAGCUGUGGAUGGAUGGGAACAAACUGACCUUUUUACCUGGGAUGUUGGGGACAUUAAAACAACUGGUGUAUCUAGACGUGUCGAAGAACAACUUGGAGAUGGUGGAUGAACAAAUCCGCGGCUGUGAGAAUCUACAGGACCUCCUGCUCUCCAACAAUGCUCUCACACAGCUGCCAGGCUCCAUCGGCACCCUGAAGAAACUGACGGCACUGAAAGUGGAUGAAAAUCAGCUGAUGUACUUGCCAGAUUCCAUUGGAGGGCUGACAUGCAUUGAUGAGCUGGAUUGCAGUUUCAAUGAGAUUGAAGCGUUGCCAGCCACCAUUGGCCAGUGUGUCAAUAUGCGCACCUUUGCUGCAGAUCACAACUUCCUUGCCCAGCUUCCACCCGAGAUGGGCAACUGGAAGAGGGCAACUGUGCUGUUUCUACAUUCCAACAAGCUGGAGUCUUUGCCCGAGGAGAUGGGCGACAUGCAAAAGCUCAAAGUCGUCAACCUCAGCAACAACAAGUUGAAGAAUCUUCCGUACAGUUUCACCAAACUAACUGAGCUGACUGCAAUGUGGCUGUCUGAAAAUCAGUCAAAACCCCUGAUCCCACUCCAGAAAGAGGAAGAUCCAGAGACUCAGAAAACGGUGCUGACCAACUACAUGUUCCCCCAGCAAAUUAGGAUUGAGGAAUACAUUCCAAACUCUGACUCUGAGAGCUUUAAUCCAACUCUGUGGGAGGAGCAACGCAAGCACCGAGCUCAGGUGGCCUUCGAAUGUGACGAGGACAAAGAUGAGAGAGAAACGCCCCCGAGGGAGGGAAACCUGAAGCGCUACCCUACACCAUACCCAGACGAGCUGAAGAACAUGGUAAAAACAGCCCAGUCGGUGGCUCACAGGCUCAAGGAGGAUGAGUCGAGUGAUGAGUCGAGCAAAGAAGCAAAACCUGUUGAGAGAAACCACAUUGGAGUGCAGGAUGUGGGGGUAAAGGUGAUUGAAGCCCCCUGUCCCAAUGGUGUAGCGUCAAACAUGGAGGCCCAAGUGUCUGCCGACAUGUGUGGCCAAAAUCUCUCUGCACCCGAAGCAAAGGACACUUCUGAGUCAUACAGCUCCCAGAAAAUCCCCCUCAAGUCUUCAGAGGACUCAAUGAUGAACCACGAGGACACACUAGAGGAUUCUGAGGAGCUGUCAGAUGAAGAAGACGAGAUGAAGAUUGCAGAGCUCAGACCCCCUCUUAUUGAGAUUUCCAUCAACCAGCCUAAAGUAGUGACUCUAAGUAAGGAUAAAAAAGAUGAUGGGAAAGAUGCAGAUUCUUUGCUGGAUGACACCGUGGCUAACAGCAACCAGAACAACAGUAACUGCUCGUCUCCAUCACGCAUGUCAGACUCUGUGUCUCUGACCACAGACAGCAGCCAGGACAACUCUUUGUGCACACCUGAGAGAGAGGCAAAGAUGCCUUUCCUACCAAAAAGCCGGCAAGAAGAUGAGAAUAUGAAUCAGCCUAAAGACACCACCCCUCUCCUCCAUAAUGGCAAUGGCUCUGAAACGUCCCUCCAGGCCCUCUUAAAAACCCAGCAGGCACCACCAGAGAAAAUGGGAGACUACGACCUGUCCAUGGAAGCCAGACUGGCCUUCAUUGAGAAGGGAAUAAACAAUGGUAUGGGAGACACGUACACCAAGUGGGACCAGAUUAAUAUGAAUGUGACCAAGCUGCCAACUGACAACAUGGUUCAGCUGGAUGAGUUGGAUAAAGGCAAGAAUGGUUCGUUAGCUCAGGAGGAAGUGGACAGCAAAGAGGGUUACGAUAACAUGGAUCAUUUACAGAAUGGAAAUCGACAGGCAGGUGACUGCAACGAUAGUCUGGGGAAUAAAAGCCUAGGGAUGAGAGGAGAAACAGCUGCUGUGCAUGUGGCCUCGACAGGCGUGACAGCCUGCAGUGACAUGUCUCUAUCUCGCAGCACUGAGGAACUGUCUCCAGAGAAAAGGUGCCAUCCCCCGCAGGUGUUGAAGUCUCACAGCAUCAGCAACAUAGAAACAGGGGCCAUGAGGUUGUACUCCUUUGAUGGAGAUGAUGACUCAGUGGGGACUAGGGUGGCAGGGGCCGGGCCAGGGCCAGGAGCUCAGGGCCAAAGCAUAGUCAGGAGCAAGUCAGCCGGCCAGUUGCUCAAUGAUCAGACUCUCCUGGUCUACCCCAACUCCUCUGCGUCCUCUUCAGACCUGCUGUCCUCUUCUAAGCUUCCUGCCAACACAAGCAGACAUCCAGUCUCCUCCAGCAUGGCCAUGGGAAUCCCUCCUCCUCAGUACAACAUACAAUACACAAACAGUGACAUGUCUAAAGAGGGUCUCUGGGGCCAGAGGACAGCCAUGGCUUCAGAGCAACAAGGCUACCAUCCUGCUCCUCCUCCACACUCACUAGCCAACACCAAUUACUCAAACCGUAAUCAGGCACCUCCUUACCCUCUGCAGCCCCAGCAGAGAGGCCCUGCGAUGGCUUCAAAAGCUUCUGGGGAGAUGUGGGCUAUGGAGAGACUUCAUUCUGCUGCAGGCCAGCCUAGAAGCAGCACCCUCCAGAGGCAAGGCAGCACUAGCUCCACAGCUUCCAUGUCUGACCCAAGGCGUAUGCAGUUGUCCGAAGGAGACUACAUGACAUACAGGGACAUUCACACCCUCGCCAGAGGGCCACUAGCAAUGAGUCACGCCAUGCAGAGGCCCCUCUCAGCUCGCACUUACAGCAUCGAUGUACCCGGAGCUUCCAGGCCACACAGCAGCAGGCCACCGGCCCAUGAGCUUCCAGAACGGACCAUGUCUGUUAGCGAUUUUAAUUACCAGCACAGCAGCCCCAGCAAGAGGCCCAAUACCAGGGUGAAGUCUGAGCACUCACUCCUUGACGGACCAGGACAGAUGCAGGGAGGAAUGGGAGCAGGGAGGGUUCCAGUAGACUGGAGAGACCAGGUGAUGCGGCACAUCGAGGCCAAGAAGAUGGAAAAGAACGCGCUGUCUCGCUCCUAUAAUUCCAAUAACGCUCCGCUGAGCUGGUCUCACUACGGCAGCUGUAGGGAUAUGCAUGCCAGCCAAGGGUCCCUGGUCUUUAGUGUCAGGGACGGACAGCCCUACGGAGCUCUGGGCUUCUGUGAUGAUGUUUUUGGUCCCCAAGGGAUGCAAAACUACACUUUGGACCCUGCCAGAAAAGUGCCUUUGAUGAAUGGUCAGAUGGGUCCUUCGGCUCGUCCUCCGAUGAGCCAGUCGUCCAUGGCACGUCACCCUUCCAGAGAGCAGCUCAUUGAUUACCUGAUGCUCAAAGUCUCCCAGCAGCCCCAGGGGCCUUCACGAAUUCCACUUGAACCCAUCCAACAAGAGAUCCGUGUGAAAGUGGAGAAGAAUCCUGAGCUGGGUUUCAGUAUAUCAGGAGGAAUCGGAGGCCGGGGAAACCCCUUUCGUCCUGAUGACAAUGGUAUAUUUGUAACAAGGGUUCAACCUGAAGGACCAGCAUCAAAAAUUCUUCAGCCUGGGGAUAAAAUCAUCCAGGCAAACGGAUAUAGCUUUGUAAAUAUCGAUCACGGGAACGCAGUGUCCCUUCUGAAGACUUUCCCAAACACUGUGGACUUGAUUAUCGUAAGAGGAAUCCAAGCAUAGACUGAAACUGACCUCAAAUAGAGUGUGACAUAUGGGAGAAGAACUGAAAAGCAUACGUUGACUUGUCAUAUUUUUGUACUCAGAAACUGAUCCAUUGCUACCUAUCGGGACUAUUUAUAGUAGAAAUCAUGGGAGCCUUGAUUAAAUGGGAAACCACUGAAUGUAGUGGAUCAAAGUGAGACAGCAGAAGAACAUCUGCAAGUACGAGUCCUCAAAAGGCCAUCACUGUGG
Molecule: messenger RNA, 5201 nt
Organism: Neolamprologus brichardi
Lineage: Eukaryota; Metazoa; Chordata; Actinopteri; Cichliformes; Cichlidae
Gene: erbin
Product: erbb2 interacting protein
Biological process (GO): neurotransmitter receptor transport, endosome to postsynaptic membrane; receptor clustering; embryo development
Cellular component (GO): postsynaptic membrane; postsynaptic density; basolateral plasma membrane
Molecular function (GO): protein kinase binding
Source: RefSeq, a predicted model, not a curated record